Messenger RNA from Pungitius pungitius (ninespine stickleback), 2989 nucleotides. It is a transcript of the gene wt1b, whose product is annotated as WT1 transcription factor b. Bases 388 to 1671 code for a protein of 427 amino acids. NCBI's taxonomy places the organism in Eukaryota, Metazoa, Chordata, Actinopteri, Perciformes, Gasterosteidae. The record is from RefSeq and is a predicted model, not a curated record. The transcript is spliced from 9 exons. Gene Ontology annotation, cellular component: nucleus. Gene Ontology annotation, biological process: regulation of transcription by RNA polymerase II. Gene Ontology annotation, molecular function: DNA-binding transcription factor activity, RNA polymerase II-specific; RNA polymerase II cis-regulatory region sequence-specific DNA binding.
UUUGAGCCUUCAGGAGAGUAGGGAAAGUCAGACACUAUAGAGACAGAGGGACAAGGCGCUGUUACCGAGACAGACUCCCACUGGUAAUACCCAGGGCGCUUGGAGAUUUGGCGUGCACAUUUUUGUCAUUGACACUGAUGCAUCUAUCUUCAUUCUCCUUCCGCUCAUGACUUGGAAAAGAUGGCUCUUACACUACGUUGUGACCGCUGAUGUCUGUUUUUGCUGAAGAGUUUUCUUAUUGCUCCUUCAGUGAGUUGUUUUUAGGUGUUUUGUCCAACUUUCAGGAGACUACAGUGUAUUACUGUGUCACUUUGUGACUUGUUAAGCUGCGUCUUCCACCGGACUAACACCGCUCCGUCUUUGGACCGCCUCAGCCUGCACGCACAAAUGUUGACCGAACCGUGUGGAGCCAUGUCGAUGGGGUCAGAUGUUCGCGAUCUGACCCUCUUACCUCCGGCGCCUCCUGUGCCGUCCCUAGUGGGUGCCGGUGGUGGCUGUGGGAUGUCCGUUGGCGGUGGCCAGUGGACCCAGCUGCUGGACCUCCACCCUGGGCCUCCCUACAGCUCCCUGCCCUCCCACCACUCCCUCAUCAAGCAGGAACCUGGUUGGGGGACCAUUGAUCCAAUAGAGGACCCUCACUGCGGACUCGGGGCCUUCACUGUGCACUUCUCGGGCCAGUUUACAGGCUCGGGCCCCUGCAGAGUGGGCGCCUUUGGAGAGCCAACUGCAGGUCAACCGCUGAUGUUUCCUAAUGGAACCUACCUGCCCGGCUGCAUGGACAGUCCUCCCGCACCCAGGAACCAGGGCUACGGAGCAGUGGGUUUAGACAACAACCCCAGUUAUGGCCACUCUCCGUCUCACCACACCCCUCAGCUCUCCAGCCUGUCCUUCAAACACGAGGACACUUUGUCACCGCCAAACAACAUAGUUGACCAGCAGUACCCUGCUCCUCCUCCCAUGUUCGGCUGCCACAAUCCAUCAGAAUCCUGUCCGAGCAGCCAAGCUCUGCUGCUGAGGAACUACAACAGUGAUAACCUGUACCAAAGGGCCCAGCUCGACUGUGUAACAUGGAACCAAAUGAACAACCUGGCAUCUUCCAUUAAGAGCAGUGGCCAUCCACCGAGCUAUGACAGUGACCCCACAGGCCCUCCUCCACCCAUGCUGGUCAAAGCCCAGUACCACAUACACACACAUGGUGUCUUCAGAGGACUUCAGGAUGUCCGACGCGUAGCUGGUAUCGCUCCACCAGUUGCGAGGUCAUCGUCGGAGGCCAGCGAAAAGCGCCCAUUUGUAUGUUCUUAUCCUGGCUGCAGCAAGAGAUACUUCAAACUGUCGCACCUUCAGAUGCACGGCCGCAAGCACACAGGAGAGAAGCCUUACCAGUGUGAUUUCACAGACUGCGGGCGCAGAUUCUCCCGUUCUGACCAGUUGAAGAGGCACCAGCGCAGACACACAGGAGUGAAGCCCUUUCAGUGUGAGACCUGUCAGAGAAAGUUUUCACGGUCAGAUCAUCUUAAGACGCACACUCGGACUCAUACAGGUAAAACAAGUGAGAAGCCAUUUACCUGCCGCUGGUCCAACUGUCAGAAGAAGUUUGCCCGCUCUGACGAGCUGGUGCGCCACCACAGCAUGCACCAGAGGAACCUGACCAAGCUGCAGCAGGCCAUCUGAGCGGCGAGAGGAGGACGAGGACAAAGAGGAAGGUGACAUUGUGUCCUGCCAGCAAGUGAAGAAGGACGCUGGAGCCUGGUCAGCGGUUCGGGGGCUUUGCCAAACUCACUGAAGUGGUGAGCCCAGCUGAUGCCUCCCUCUGCCAGCCAACGUCAAGAGAUUUUAAUGAAUCCCAGAUCUUUAUGACGCACCUCAACUAGAACUAUUUUUUGGUUAUUUGACUUUAAAAAACUCACACUGAGAGGGUACAAUGCCACAGUGAUCCUGAGCCAAGAAGAAUAUUGUUUUUAUGUGUGAUGAGGAAAAUGUUGAUACACCUUUGGAUACUUUAGUACACUUGCACUGGCUUCUUUUUUAUUGCUAAAAUUGUGUCACCUUAAAAAUGUGCUGGACAAUGUAAACUGGAUUUAGGAAAUAGGCAAUAUUUCUCUAUUAAGUUGACAGUUUUUGGAAUGUGAACAUCUUUAUAUUCUUAUAGUAUAUAUACUCUUUACAUUGCUUUGUGUAUUUGCUUACAUUUAUAGACGUUCCUUUUGUAUUUGUAUUGUUUUAUAAAAUGUUGAUUCACAUUGUUGGUAUUUGAGAGCGUGGGCUUGCGUGUGUGUUUGAGAGAGUGAGAAAGAGAAGAGGUGUUGGUGUUGUCAGGUAAGAGGCCACCUAUGAGUGGUGGGGAAUGGGGAGGGGGGGGGGGCAGUGACAGACAGUAAAACAGCACCCAGCUGCGACUCUGACAGGGUGCAGGUCUCACCCUCCUAAAUCUCUGACACACAUCUUCAUAACUGGGAACAUCUGGAGCCCAGUAAAUCUCAUUAGAAAAGACACAUACCUCAGUGUCAGCUGGCUGUACUUCACUGACCACCCUUCUGCAUAAGCUGGCCCCUAAAUCCACACACACACACACACACACACACACACGCAAAAGCCCACACAUUAAGGGCCCAAUUGCAAAUAAUGUCCUCCAAUCCGAAAAGGCAUUUUACAACAUUUAGCCACUUGAUGGCAGUAUGAGCCAGCGCUGCAGUGUGACUGAACCCACACUCCUGCCUCCCCUCUUACAAUUCAUUCUUUAUAUGAGUACAUGUCCGCUCCAGUCUUGUGAUGAGUGGUCACAAUAAAUAUGUUAAAAUGUAAGAACGUUCAAAAAAGGCCCUGCUCCAUCAAAUAUAGGUGAUGUGGAUGGAGUUGUAUGUCAUAUCUAUAAGAGAGGAGAUGAUUCAGCUACAGCAGGAAGGUUAAUAAAAUAUGACUCAAUGUGGGGAGAAUAGAGCAGCUGCAUGGAUCUGUGGUCUAAGGAUGUUACUUACCUGGAAAAGCCAUG